UGUUUGUCUUAGAAUGUCACAAGAUAGAAUGUGACGAGUCAUGACAGAAGUCCAUAAUGGAACAAUCGCUUCAGCGGUUUAAAACGCCUCUUGCUUUUCUCCGACCGACAUAUGCGCUUUUUCCCGGUGCUCAAGGGAGAAUCGUCUUCUUCAGCAAAAUGUCUGGAACACCUUCCAACACUAGCCCAGGUUCUCGGGGAAAUCAUAGUGAGGAUUCUGCACCGGAUGCUCGGGUAUAUAUCAGGAGAAAAAAAGCCAAGAAAGCAGUGGAAGUUUCUGCCGAAGUUCCUGAGAAAGAAUCUUCUAAUAAAAAAGUUAUCGGGCUUCCUGAUAUCGAGGAUUUUUCUUAUAGAAGUGAGAACGUCCAUGUUCAGUCACGCAGUCCUUUACAUCAAUUACCUCUCUCAAGUGAACACAUGAUUCGGAAGGAAGUUCUGUCCUCAAUAAGCCAAACAGUGCAACCACCUUCCAACUGGGAAAAAGUCCUUGAAGGAAUCCGCAAAAUGAGGUCUUUAGAAAAUGCUCCUGUGGACUCCAUGGGGUGUGAGAAAGCUGGAAGUUCUCUUCCUCCUAAGGUCUGAUGGUCUGCCUUUUUCAUCUCUUCUCCUUACUCGUUUCUUCUGGCUCAAGGAAAGAAGAUUUGCUGUCCUUGCAUCGUCACUUUUGUCCAGCCAAACCAAAGACAACAUUACCCAUGGAGCCAUCCAGCGUCUUCUUCAAAAUUGUUUGCUUACUGCAGAUGCAAUAGACAAAGCUGAUGAAGCCACCAUCAAAAGCCUUAUAUACCCUGUUGGUUUUUAUACGAGAAAGGCUAGCAACUUGAAGAAAAUUGCUAAAAUUUGCCUCUCAAAAUACGAUGGAGACAUCCCCACAACAUUGGAUGAGUUGAUUCUACUGCCAGGGAUUGGUCCUAAGAUGGCUCAUCUUGUUAUGAAUGUCGGAUGGAAUAAUGUUCAAGGGAUAUGUGUAGAUACUCAUGUGCACCGUAUAUGUAAUCGCCUAGGAUGGGUGUCACGCACAGGGACAAAACAGAAAACUAGGACUCCUGAGGAGACUAGGAAGUCCCUGCAGCUAUGGCUUCCAAAGGAAGAAUGGGAUCCAAUCAAUCCUCUUUUGGUUGGAUUUGGGCAGACUGUAUGUACACCUUUGAGGCCCCGCUGUGGAAUAUGCACCAUAAGGGACAUGUGUCCUGCAUUCAAAGAGACACAGGCCCUUUCACCCUCUUCCUGGAGGAAGAGGUCAUAAGACUUGGACAAAUUCUUGCUGGAGAGCUAUGUUUUCAGGCUUCCUUGUGCUGUCAGCAUUAUGGCAUUCCAAGAUGCCCUUUUAGGUGAUGUUUUUUUACAUGCACAUAGUAUAUCGCUAGCCUUUUUGUCCAGACUGCAAAAUCACUAAAUUGGGUGCAAGGGUGAUAUCUCAGAAUCUCAGACCCGCAGUUGGCAUUAAUCAAUUGCAUGUGAUUAUGUGAUGAACAGUUUUGAUAAUUUUGUUGGAAUAUUGAUGGCAUGAUGUACCUAAAAAAAUAUAUGCUUGGUGUUAUAGUAGUAGUUUAUACUCCAUCCGUGCCAUAAAAUUCUUCGCACUUACCACUUUUGGACAAUUUGUGUGGUUUACAUUAAUUUCACCUUUUUCUUACACAACCACAACUAUACAUUUGUCAGCCCCUGUGACAGCAUGAUGUACUUGAAAGUGAAAACAUGCAAGUGACAAUUUUAGUAUCGCCCUAAAAUAGUUUUCUUAGGUUUGUUGUGUGUUUCUACUUGAUUGAAAAAU
This is a messenger RNA of Cuscuta europaea, 1773 nucleotides long. Lineage: Eukaryota; Viridiplantae; Streptophyta; Magnoliopsida; Solanales; Convolvulaceae. The record is from the annotation of a GenBank genome assembly.